AUGUGUCGAGCUCAUUUUCUGCUUCAGACUCAGAGACAGGAGCACAAAGGAGACGCUGCUGCUGCUGCUCGUCCAUUCCAUCCCGUCCAUCCAGCCGUCCAUCCAUCCAUCCGUUCAUCCAACCGUCCAUCCAGCCUGUCCAGCAGGAUGGACGGCUGCCUUCAGCUCCUCUCAGUCGUGCUGCUGAUGUCAUCGUGGUGCGUUCAGGGCCUCCGGGUCAGCCUGUCGCCCAGGCGGCCUCUGCUCCGGCUCGGCUCCCACCAGCACAUGGUCUGCCAGGUCCACGACUGUCCCACAGAACCGAGCAUUACCUGGGCCACCGUCAACGACCGACCCCUGGGGGCGUCCAUCAGCGCCAACAGAACCCACUCCACUCUGACCUUUGACCCCGUUAAGAUAGAAGACGAAGGGCAGCUGACGUGUAAGGCCAGAUGUGGAGAUGGACGGGCGGAGAGCCGAGCCUCCGUCGGUGUUUACUCGUUCCCCUCGGACCCUGAGAUCGCCGGGCAGGACCGCCUCAGAGACCGCUUGGAGGCGACCCUCACCUGCCAGGUGCCCAACCUGUACCCCGCCGGGGACCUGAACCUCACCUGGGUCCGAGGAGACACGGUUCUGAAGAGCACCAGAGGGUCUGGGUCCAGCUCCGUCCGCUUCCUGCCCCUCAGGGAGGAUUCGGGAGGGAGCAUCACCUGCAGGGCGACGCUGGAGCUGCCGGGUCUGCCGUCGGACUACAGGACCAGAGAGACCACCACAACCCUGAAUGUCCGCUAUGCUCCAGGCCUCAUGAACAUCUCUGACCCGGUGGCGGUGAUGUCCGGCUCGCCGCUAACUCUCAGCUGUUCUGCUGAGGGAAACCCCGAGCCGACCAUCACCUGGACGGCAGGCGGUCGCCCUCUGUCCGGAGGUCGCGGAGGUCAGCUCAUCCUAUCGGCGGUGAAGCUUUCCGACGCCGGACGGUACGAGUGUGAAACCAGAAACUCAGAAGGAAACCAGACUGCAGAUGUAAACGUCACAGUUUUAGCUCCGCCCACCAGCACCUCCCUCUCAGUGGAUCCAGGUGAGGAGGUGGUGGAGGGCCAGCAGGUGAAUUUCACCUGCAGCUCUGAAGGAGCUCCGCCUCCCAGCCUGGUCCUGAGGAGAAAAGGGGAGGAACUUCUGAGGACUGACUCCGCCCCCCUGCUCAGCUUCAGCCUUCCCUCCGUGUCCCUGGAAGACUCCGCCCACUACGAGUGUGAAGCCUCCAACCAGUAUGGCUCCCAGCAGGAGUCCAGGUCUAUCACUGUGAGCGCUCACCCGCUGCAGCUGUAUUCCAGUCCUCAGGUGUCAGCGGAGCGCGGCUCGGCUCUGAUCCUCACCUGUAACGCCUCUGGCUGCCUCCACCCGCCUGCCUUCAGCUGGAGGAGGACGGACCGGAACCGGACCCUCCUCCAGAGGACGGAGCCCCAGGAUGGCCAGUCCCACCUCCACCUGCUGAACCUUGACCUCCAGCAUCAGGGAGGCUACAGCUGUGAGGCCGAGUGCGACUCGGUCAUCAGGACCAGAGAGAUCCACGUCCAGGUCUACUCGUUCCCAUCUGACCCUGUUCUGGAGGAUCCCGGUCCGGUCCAGCUGGGCCAGGAGGUCCAGCUGCGCUGUGAUGUCACCGACAUCUUCUCGGCCAAUCAGCUGCGGUUCCGCUGGCUGUCGGGGAACCGGACUCUCAUGGCGGAGAUGCACAGGUUCUCCGGCUCCCUGCAGAACGUCUCGUCCAGUCCUGCAGCUGAAGGCGGAGGAGGCGGCGCGGGUCGUGACCUGCAGCGUGGAGCUGCUGACGGCGGACCGAGACGUCUGGAGGUCCAGAGGAACCAGCAUCCCUCUGCAGAUCCACUCGCUAACUACAAACAGCCAGUCAGAGCCAGGAGGCGGGGCUUAGCGCUGACAAUCACCUCUCCUUAUCCUCCGAGGUCGACCGUCCUGUCCGUCUGUCCAGGUGAGGAGGUGCUGGAGGGCCAGCGGGUGACGCUGACCUGCCGUUCGGACGGCGCUCCGCCCCCCGCCGUGGUGCUGAGGAGAAAUGGGGAGGAGCUUCUGAGGAGCGACGCCAACUCCUCUUCCUCGCUUUCCCUCAGCAUCUCCUCCACCCUGCUGGAGGAGUCGGGCCUCUACCAGUGUGAAGCCUCCAACCAGUACGGCUCCCAGUUGGUCUCCAAUUUCAUCACCGUCAAAGCUCCCCCGAGGAACACUACCGUCCACAUCUUUCCUUCUACGGAAGUCCAGGAGGGCCAAAAUGUGACUGUGUGCUGCCAAACCAUCAGCUUCCCUCCACCGGCGGUGAUCCUGAAGAAGCUGAGCAACGGGACGGAGCUGUUCUCCACCAGCGGCACCUUCCUGUUGGUCAACGUCACUUCCAGCGACUCGGGCUUGUACCAGGUCAACGUCAGCAACGACCUGGGCUCCGAGGUCAGAGUCUUCAGCAUCAGAGUCAGAGAGGUCAGAACCGGAUUUCCUCCCGGUUUGAGCAUCAUCCUCAUCUCAGCCGCCGGCGUCGCCGCCGGGCUGACGGCCUCCGCUCUGAUCCUCGACUACAUGAGGAGAUCCAGGAAGAAAGGCUUCUACCAGCUGCCGCAGUCCGCGCCGCCGUCAGCCUGAAGCUAGCAGUGAGCUAACAGACUCUAAAACAUGGCUGCUUCUCCUUCGGCCCUCUGGGACAUCUGAACGAGUUGCUGAAGUUUUACAGCCUUGGUGUCUGAUAGCAGCAGGAAGAGGAGGCGGGGCUUUGAGUCGCUGAAAUGUGGCGACGGAGCGACUGACUGAAGAUGUGAGGAGGCGAUCUCUGACGCUUUUCUGCUCUGAUUUCCUGCAUAACGUCGUCGUGUGACUGAAGCUAAUCUCCCUCUGGAUUCAAGCUUUCUCCAGAGGUCCCGCUUUUCCCAGCAUACUUUGCUCCAAUGCUGGUGUUUUCCCUCCCAGAGUUCCUGUUUUUAGUCACAUUUAAAUGUUUGAGAUAAUCAAAAUUAAUAUCAAACAGAGAUAAGAAGAGAAAACUGUUUGAUAAGUUUAUUUAUUAAGGUAAAAAGUAACCAGACCAGCCUGGAUUUUUGUUAAAGUAUUUAACUCUCUUCUCAAAUCAAAAACAAUUUUUUGUAAAUAUCAUUCGUUAGCUAAAAAGUUAUCUGUGCUAGCCUUGUAGCACUAAUCAUUAGUAUUAGUGCCUCUGAUGCUAAAGUGCUACACCAGCAUGGUAUUUAGCAGAAGCUAAUGCUAAAGCUAACUCCCGUGUUGCUUCGACACACUGAAACAUUUAAACAGGUAAAAACCUGUCAGGAUGUGAAAACCAAACUCUGCGUUUAAACGUGUCGCUGCCUUUUCCCCUAAACUCCAUUUCUACCUCAUCUUCCUUUGAACCUCUGUCACGAGCCCAGCGGUAACCAUGGAAACGUAAAUACUCCUUGCACAUCUGGAAAGGCAGCUGUCCGCUCUGCUUGUAUUUCCCAGCUGAUGCUCCAGAUCCAUCUAAAAAGCUGAAAUGUUUCGCUGUGUGUUUGGUACUGUCCUGUUUAUUAGCUCUGCUCGGUUCCCCUCUCCUUGUUUUUAAUAAAGAUAUUUAUUUCCUGCCUCUUC
Molecule: messenger RNA, 3600 nt
Organism: Xiphophorus hellerii (green swordtail)
Lineage: Eukaryota; Metazoa; Chordata; Actinopteri; Cyprinodontiformes; Poeciliidae
Gene: vcam1b
Product: vascular cell adhesion molecule 1b
Exons: 11
Coding region: 1-2628 (875 amino acids)
Biological process (GO): axon guidance; dendrite self-avoidance; homophilic cell-cell adhesion
Cellular component (GO): axon; plasma membrane
Molecular function (GO): cell-cell adhesion mediator activity
Source: RefSeq, a predicted model, not a curated record